Molecule: messenger RNA, 1887 nt
Organism: Symbiodinium sp. CCMP2592
Lineage: Eukaryota; Dinophyceae; Suessiales; Symbiodiniaceae
Source: the annotation of a GenBank genome assembly
AUGUUCCGCCUAUGCCUAACUUCCUAUGCUUUGGAAGCCCUUGGUAUGGGACAGGAGCUGGCCGGUAGCCCGGUCAACGUCACAGUGACGCCGCUGGAUGCUACGAGCAUUCUCCUGCGUUGGGACCCUUCCACGGUUGGCGACUGCAUUUUUGCGUCUUGGGAGGUCCGAUGGCGAGCUGAGACGGGAGGCGCACCGCCCUGGGAAGAUGCCACACUGUGCCAGGAUCUUACAGAGCGGAACUACACCGAGUGCAUCAUCGAUGGCCUCACCGCAGGUGAGUCCUACUCCGUCACUGUCGCAGAAACCUGCACAGAUGUCCGGACAAGCAGUCUCGCGCGGCAGACGGAGAUAUUUCGAUGGAGUGAGGUUGGCGUCUGGGACAUUUACCUUGGUGCAAACCCGACGAUGUCCACACUGGUCUCCACCUUGUCUAGCGAAGUGGCGAGCUGCGAGGUCAUCACUACAUGCUGCAGCGAUGAGUUCUCCAUCUGCUACGGCACCACCGCGGCAUUUAAGCUCGGGGCGAACAUCGUCCGGACCGAUGAGACAAGCGGUUGCCGCCUCGGCUGGGUGGGCUUUGAUUGGGGCUUAGUGGGUUCCAGAUCUUCCGUUCCAGCAGCUGUCGCCAUGGCGUUUCGGUUGCUUCUGAGCUUCGAGCUCGCUUUGCUCGCGGUGGCGAGGGUGGACUUCGGCAAGAAGUACGAAGCUGGCGAGGAACAAGAGCGUUUCGCUGCUUUCAAGGAGAACUACGAGUAUAUCCUCCAGGAGAAUGAGAAGGGCCAUUCCUACAAGCUCGGCCUGAACCCCUACUCGGAUCAAAGCUCAGAUGACUUUCUGCAGGGCCGUCUGGGACUGCGGAAGCCGCAGAGACAGUCCGGCUCGCGCCAGACUCACGUGCCCAAGCUUCCGAAGAGCGCACUUCCGAGCUCCGUGGACUGGCGCACGAAAGGAGUGGUGACGGCGGUGAAAAAUCAGCAGCAGUGUGGCUCUUGCUGGGCCUUCAGCGCCACUGGAGCCCUCGAAGGAGCGUGGGCGCUUUCAACCGGGUCUUUGAUCUCGCUGUCAGAGCAGCAGCUUGUCGAUUGCUCCGGAAGCUUCGGCAACGAGGGCUGCGACGGCGGCGAGAUGGAUGAUGCCUUCGACUACGACGAGCAGACGGCUCUCUGCACCGAGCAGAGCUAUCCUUACAUCGCUGAGGAUGGUAACUGCAAGGCCUCCAGCUGCACAGUGGGAAUUCCCGCCCACAGCGUGACCAACUAUGUGGAUGUACCAGCCGACAAUGAGGCGGCACUGAUGGACGCUGUGGCGCAGCAGCCGGUCUCCGUUGCCAUCGAGGCGGACAGGCGUGCCUUCCAGAACUACCAGAGUGGUGUGCUCAGCAAGAUCUGCGGCACCAGGCUUGAUCAUGGAGUCCUGGUCGUGGGAUAUGGCAGUGAGGGCGGCAUGGAUUACUGGCUCGUUAAGAACAGCUGGGGCUCUUCCUGGGGUGAGGAAGGCUACGUGAAGCUGGAGCGUGGAAAGCCCGGCGCUGGCGAGUGCGGCAUCAAGUCUGAGGCUUCCUAUCCGGUCGUGUCUGGCUCGCCCUCGCCAUCUCCGCCACCAUCUCCACCGACACCAUCAGCUGGACACUACGGCCGCCCUCCUUGUCGCAGCGACGAGUCGCCUUUUGAGGUGGUCGGCAAGGGCACCAUUUGCACACCAAACUGCGAGAACGGCUGUCCGUCCGAUGUGCCGACAGGUACCACGGCGCGUCCCAGCUGCAUGGACGGUGACUACUGCGCUCUGCGCUGCAUGGUGGGCGGCUGCCCUCCUGGCGCCCGAUGCAUCCACAACGCUGGCUUGCUGGGCAUGUGCAUUUACCCAGACCAGGAGGUGGUGGUCUAA